Psylliodes chrysocephalus is the source of this 1695-nucleotide messenger RNA. The record is from the annotation of a GenBank genome assembly. NCBI's taxonomy places the organism in Eukaryota, Metazoa, Arthropoda, Insecta, Coleoptera, Chrysomelidae.
AUGAAUGAAGAACUUAUUACCGUGGAGCAAGGAAAUAAAGGUUCUAGAUGCCGUAUGAAAAAUGUGACAAAACGCCAGACUAAACAGUUAUCAAGAUAUGGUGACCCCGACCCAGCACUGAUUCGAUUCGGACAGUCUUGUCAACAUAAUGGCAAAUCAUUUCAGUGUGCUACAGUUAAAAAACGGCACAUUCAGACUUUAAGGCAGAACUUUUAUGCAGAUUCGAUCAAAACUAACCAAGACAUUAGACUGUGUCAUAUGUUAUCCGUCGCUUCUAUUGCUCGUCGAAGAUCGGAUGGUGUUAAUGUGGUUCCCUUGAAGAAUCUCAGUGGAGUCCCGAAGGAAAAUAGGGGCGGUGAUCGUAAAUCUCAAAAAAGUGAAGAAAAAAAAGAAUGUGUUCGUCAUUUUCUCAAGAGACUAAAAGGACGCGAAAGCCAUUAUAACAGGAAAAAGUCAAAAAGAAUAUACUUGUCUGCAAGUCUGUCAGUUGCCAAGUUAUGGAGACUGUUUAAUAAGGAAUACCCACAAAAUCGGGUAUCAUAUUUUAUGUUUCGAAAAAUUUUUAUACACGAUUUUAACAUCGGGUUUUCAUCGCCCGCCUCAGAUGUGUGUAGUAAAUGUACGCGAUUGAAGCAACAGUACAAAUUUGAGACAAAAGCUGAAAUUAAAAAUCAGCUGCUAGUGGAAUACCGCGUACAUAGAAAACGUGCUGCUGCCUUUUAUGAGUUAGCCAAAGAAGCCCCAGAAAAUAGUUUAAGUUUCUGCUUUGACCUUCAACAGGUACAGCCCUUACCUCGGACGGCUAUUGGCGAUGCCUUUUACUCACAUCAGAUAAGUUUAUACGCAUUUUGCUGUGUCGAGCUGUCUUCGCGUAAUCCAACUUUCUAUGUGUGGACUGAAGAUUAUGCUGGGCGUGGCUCAACAGAAAUUGCCUCAGCACUUCUUCACCAUCUAGAUUCUCUUGACUACGAUAGAAUUGAGAAAAUAAGACUUUUCUGUGAUGGCUGUACAGGCCAAAACAAAAAUUCCUACAUAGUUCACGCACUUAUGUUUUGGCUUAAAAAUAAGUCUCCAGAAGGUCUGUCCGAAAUCUCAAUCACUUUUCCAGUCCGCGGACAUAGCUUCAUGGCUGCUGAUCGUUGUUUUGGGAGAGUGGAGAGGUUGCUUAGGAAAAAUACUGAUAUAUUUUCUAAAGAGGAAUACAUUAAAUUUUAUUCAGAAGUCGGACAAGUGAAAAUUUUAGGAAACGACUGGAAAAUUUAUAAUGUAAAAGAACUAGAGAAAGUGUACAAUAAGGUUAAGGGCAUUGCUGAAACAAAAAGAAUUUUUAUCACAAAAAGUAACAAAAAUCAACGAAAUCCUAAGAUUGAAGUGAAUACACAUCUGUAUUAUCGGUUUGCACCUGAAAAUAAAUCGCGUCAGAUAAUGCUAAAGAAAGGAAAAGACGAUGACAACCUGGUUCUUAACAUAAUACAGCCCAGAAACUCUUUACCGGAUAAGAAGAAACAUAGUCUUAGAAAGCUUUUGAAAGAGCUGUUCGGUGAAAAUUGGAUGUCGCGAGCAGAUCUAAAAUGGUAUAAAGAUUUACUUAUUUCUGGUAAUGCAGAUACAGAAACUAGCGACAAGGAAGAAGAUAAGGGCGAACAGGAUGUGCCAUGUGACUGUUUAGAUGAAGAAGCUGCUCUUCAUAUAUAA